AUGUUAGACCCCAGCAGCCAUCAGGACAUCAGGCUGAUGAGCAGCCUCUUUUCUGUGAUCAGUUGUAACAGAACUGGAGAGAAUCUUGACCCCAGGCUGAACCAGUUCGAGAAGGAGAAGCAGGACUAUGUCUUCUGCCUCGAGCAGAAGUUAGUGUACAGGCCAGAGUACAUCCUCCUCGUGGAAGACGAUACUGUGCCAGAGGAGGAGAUAUUUUCUGUCUUGCAGCACCUCUUCUUGGCCUGGUUGUCCAAGCCUUACCUCAGAGACGCUCUCUACUUCAAGCUGUACUAUCCUGAGAGGCUCCAGCGCUACUUCAACCCUGAGCGCAUGAGGAUCCCGGAGUGGCUGGGCAUGUCUCUGGGGCCGGUGCUGGCCGGUGCGUACUGCCGGGCAGGCCCCGGCUGGUGCCUGGUGGCGUUCUUCGCCCUGUACAGCAUGGCCCUGGCAGAGCUGGUGGGGCGGCACUACGGGCUGGAGCUGCGCCACCUGCACACUGCACUCUACAACGUGGUGCCGGCCAGCGAGUGCUGCACCCCUGUCAUGCUGUCUUCCACCCACCGGGCCUCGGGAUACCUGCAGGGGCUGAGCUGCCGCCAGGGCUUCGCCAAGGACACCGCCCUCUACUCGCUGCUCAAGGGCGAAAACACCUUCGUGCUGGAGCCCAACCUGGUGCGGCAUGUGGGCAUGUACUCCAGCCUCCGACUGAAGGGCAACCCAAAACUGCUGUAA
Molecule: messenger RNA, 732 nt
Organism: Ficedula albicollis (Collared flycatcher)
Lineage: Eukaryota; Metazoa; Chordata; Aves; Passeriformes; Muscicapidae
Product: transmembrane protein 246-like
Biological process (GO): GPI anchor biosynthetic process
Cellular component (GO): Golgi membrane
Molecular function (GO): glycosyltransferase activity
Source: RefSeq, a predicted model, not a curated record